This is a messenger RNA of Cylicocyclus nassatus, 1304 nucleotides long. Lineage: Eukaryota; Metazoa; Nematoda; Chromadorea; Rhabditida; Strongylidae. The record is from the annotation of a GenBank genome assembly.
AUGAUCGCUUCUUCCUCAUUAACAUACUCGCCUUCAUCACUCAACAUGCAGAGCCCAGUCGAAGCCUAUAGAGAUCGUCGGGAUAAUUGUGUUGCGCACGUCUACCUGUCCACAAGAGAAGUACUCAUCCUAGCCACUAUGUGUGGAUUUGCUGCUUUCAACAUGCACGGAACGGAUGCGAAGAGUUUCUUCAACGUCUUCACCCUGGUUCCUGCACUUCUAUUCAGCUUCAAGAUUCUAGUUAUGAACAAGGAUAACACUACACUCAGCGUGGGUAUCGUAUCUAUGUUCUGGAUGUAUUAUGGAAUGGGAGUCAUUUGCGAUGUAUUCUUCAGUACAGGAGAAGGUUACAUGGCGGUACAGCUACUUUUGGUCGGAGCUUUGUGUAUCAGCGCAUAUCGAGGGAGUCUGACCGCUGGAGCAGCUGCAGACAGCAGAAAUGGUUCCAGCGCUUUGAAUGCUUUAUCACAAUCGGAGAUUUUGAUAUCAGAGCGGAUAAAAUCCUCUCCACGACAAAAAUACCAUAGAGAUGUAGCCUGUGGCGAUUCGCAAUUCCUCGAUGAAGCCAGCACACCAACGUACAGUGAAUGUGAAUUAGUGAAUGUUACUCAGACCACCGAAAAUACAUCGAGUGCGACAGCGAUGCAAAUCGACAACGAGACUGCCGCGGGAACGAUGCUAACCGCUAUCAUGAGUGGAACUACGACAGCAGUGGAGCUAUUUCCUGGUGAAGCCAAGACAGUAAGUUCGACAUCCACUGCUCUUCAUGGCCAGUCUCUCAUAAGUGAAAGUUCCGUUCUAGUGCAUUACGGCGAUCUAUUGGCCGAGCCUGCAAAGAUGUUACAAUUUCAAAAUUAUAACGAUACUCAGAAAAUCACAAUCACAAAUAUCUCUAACCAUACUCUAGUCUGGACGGUGAAGACUAAUGCUAUCUAUGAAAUUGGAGCUUCUCCAUCACAAGGAAUACUUCAGAAAGGAGCCAAAGCCGAAAUUAUUGUUGUUCUCAACGCAGAUGUUCCAGAUGUUCCAGAUGCAGUACGCCACAGCGACAAGCUUGCAAUCGACUACUCCUAUAUAGAAGAGACAAGAGCCAAAUACAAGAGAAGGCGCAUGAAGCCAAGUGCAACUAAAAGAUACCAAUUUGACAUUCUGUACAGAUUCUAACCAUACUGGCCACUACUCCUUAACAUGUAACUAGAGCUUCUCACAAAAUUUAGCAAUUACUGACCAGUUUCUCUUCACACACUCGCUGCCUUCCUCUUUGUCAAUGUCUUUCGUGGACGAUAAAUAAAUGGGCUAUUCAG